CGAGGCCUGAACCGCCCUCAGGAGGAGGAGCCUGGGGUCCAACUCCGCGCGAGCGGCCCUCGCUCCCACCAAGGGUCACUGGUCACUCUGCGCCCGCAGACCUGGCGGGGGUCGCAGGGCUAGGUCUCACCCGGCUGCCCUCUCAGGCGAGCUUCUGCAUCCGAGCGGAAAGGUCGGGGACGCCCGCCAAGCCACGGAGCCGGUGGCUGGCGCUCCGCGGCCCCACAGGAAAGCAGGCGUUCUUUCUGCGCAGGCGCGACGCUCUGGCCGGGAGGGGCGGGGCCUGGACGGGUCGGGGGCGGAGUCACCUCUGGGCCCGCCUCCACUAGCUCCUCUGGCCGCCGAGUGCUGGGCACCCGGGCUAUUCUAGGGGCUUCAGGUGAGCGGGGGGAGCAGAGGGGUCAGGAGACCUCCCUCGAGGUCGGGUCGUCGGUCUGACUGCAGGCCCAUCUGUCCUGCCGUCUGCCAACAGCCGCCUCCGCGGAGAAUGGGAGAACAAAGGGAGGGGGCGGUACUGGGGCCCCUGCGGGAAUCCAGGGUCCCAGCGCCCCCGCCUUGCCCGCUGACACUUUCGGUUUCUCCCCGAGUCAGACGCGCCGCCCUAGAGACCCUGGGUCGGCGCUGGGCGCAGCUGCCUCUCCGCGUUUGCCUGUCGGUCUUUGUGUCUGUCUUUGUGUCUGUCUGCUGUCUUCGAGCUUGCCUCCACUUCUAGAACUAAACCUCUGGACACCAACAUCCCACGAAUCCUCGCCCCUCUCCCAUGGCAGGCUACUUGCCCCCCAAAGGCUAUGCCCCUUCGCCCCCACCUCCCUACCCUGUGACUGCUGGAUACCCGGAGCCAGCACUGCAUCCCGGGCCUGGGCCCGGCCAGGUGUCCGGACCCGGGCAGGCCCCAGUGCCUGCCCACGUGCCUGCCCCUGCGCCGGGCUUUGCUCUCUUCCCCUCGCCCGGCCCUGGGGCCCCGGGACCAGCUGCCCCCUUUUUACCAUUGCCAGGGGUGCCUUCUGGUCUCGAAUUCCUGGUGCAGAUUGAUCAGAUCUUGAUUCACCAGAAGGCUGAGCCGGUGGAAACGCUCUUGGGCUGGGAGACCUGUAACCGCUACGAACUGCGCUCCGGGGCCGGACAACCCCUGGGUCAGGCGGCAGAGGAGAGCAACUGCUGUGCCCGGCUGUGCUGUGGUGCCCGCCGGCCCCUGCGGGUCCGCCUGGUGGACCCUGGGGACAGAGAGGUGCUGCGCCUGCUCCGCCCCCUCCACUGUGGCUGCAGCUGCUGUCCGUGUGGCCUCCAGGAGAUGGAAGUCCAGGCCCCACCGGGCACCACCAUUGGCCACGUUCUACAGACCUGGCAUCCUUUCAUCCCCAAGUUUUCCAUCCAGGACGCUGACCGCCAGACCCUCCUGAGAGUGGUGGGGCCCUGCUGGACGUGCGGCUGUGGCACAGACACCAACUUUGAGGUGAAGACCCCAGACGAAUCCCGCAGCGUGGGCCGCAUCAGCAAGCAGUGGGGGGGCCUGCUCCGAGAAGCCCUUACUGAUGCAGAUGACUUCGGCCUGCAGUUCCCGCUGGACUUGGAUGUGAGGGUGAAAGCUGUGCUGCUCGGAGCCACGUUCCUCAUUGACUACAUGUUCUUCGAGAAGCGAGGAGGCGCUGGGCCCUCUGCCAUCACCAGUUAGAGGCCCUCUGUGGGUGAGGAGACCAUCAACUCAACCAGAAUUCAGGAUGGUCACCCGCCCUGGCCCCUGCUCAGAGGCAGCCCCUUUCCUCCGUGCACACUGCAGGCGAGAGACAGGGAAGCCUGAGAGGCUGGAGGCUUGGGGCCCCAUCCCUCCCCUGCUCCCCUGGCCUCCUUCACCUGUGGCCCCCACAGAAGGGUAUGUAUGAGAGCCCUUCCCCUGCUACUUCCCGCCACAUUUCCAGUGGCCCCUCAGCAUGCAGGCACAUCGGCUUUCAAGUGUUCCCUACCCACUUCCUCCCAACCCCUUCCAGGGCUUCUGCUCCAGACGAGGCCUUAGAAUGCAGGACUCUGGGGUUUUCUGACAGGGCUGGGGGUGGGAAAGGCACCAAAGAUGGCAGACCUGGCCACCCUUUCCCCGCAUCCGCUUGGCCAAUUCGUUCAGCCUCAGAUGAUGGCACUCUGAGGGCAUCCUACCUCCCCACUAGGGCCAGGACCCCAGUGCCAACUUCCUCUCCCUCAGCUGGUGCUUGCUGCGACUUCCUGUGCCUUAACCACCCGUUCCUUCCCUUGCCCCAGGAAGGAAGCUGUAUCUUUUUAUGUUACAUUCAUAUAAACUUUGUAAUUUUUUGCA
Messenger RNA from Cervus elaphus (red deer), 2305 nucleotides. RefSeq names its product phospholipid scramblase 3 (gene PLSCR3). Bases 761 to 1672 code for a protein of 303 amino acids. Gene Ontology annotation, cellular component: plasma membrane. Gene Ontology annotation, biological process: plasma membrane phospholipid scrambling. Gene Ontology annotation, molecular function: phospholipid scramblase activity. NCBI's taxonomy places the organism in Eukaryota, Metazoa, Chordata, Mammalia, Artiodactyla, Cervidae. The transcript has 7 exons. The record is from RefSeq and is a predicted model, not a curated record.